ACUGUAGAUAGGAGUUUUAACAUGCUUUGAAAUAUGAAGUGGCUUGUUUGUUCUCUCAAUUUUUCAUUUCUAGCAUUGGUCAACACUCUCUGAAGUAAUUCCCACUGAAUAGUUACAUACUGUAAGUAACAUGACAACAUUAAAUUCUAUCAUUCUCUUCUUUUCCUUUACAGUUCUACGAGCACCCCUCCAGUACCGUUUUCCUCCACAGAUCUGCUUAGCUCAUACUCCAAAGAUCCCAACCUAAGGCAUCAUAACCACCACCUCCAUCAUCACCACCACCAUCAGCACCAUCAUCAUCAUCUUCCUCCAGAUGAACUGCGCAGGAACUCCCAGAUUUCAGAUCUGGGGGACAGGGACAGGUUACGCUCUAGUCAUGAUGGAAGGCAGGAUGGUCAAGACAGCAGGGAGUUCAUGGAAAAUAGUAAUAGUAGAAGUGGCUCAAGGAAAGGGACUAUGUCAGACCGAGGCUCACCAGAAAAAGAUGCAGAUGACAGACCACCUUCUAUAGCAGGCCCAAGAGAUAGAGCUCAAUUACCUAUAAAACCAAACUACUUUAAACCUAACGGUUUAAGAAUGUCUGUGAUCAACCCAAGACUCAGUGGAUCUAGUCGUGAUUCAGAGGAUCUGGUAGCAACGGGGACUAACUGGAUGCCCCUCCCAUCAGAAAAACCCAGAACAACUCGCAGUGGCCAGUCUGUCAACAAUGGUAUCAGCAAUGGCAGCUCUCAGGUUGCUGGACCCUUCCCACCAAAGCGCACAAAUAGUCGAUCUACAGCAAAUCAGGGGUCCUCCACACAAUACUCAGGAAGCAACAGAAAAUCAAAAGAUACAGAGCCCAAAUAUCCAGAUCCAAUGGUUGGUGCUACCACUGCAUCCUUUCAGACAAGAAUAGCAGAGCUAAAUGCUUUGGAAGUAGAGACAAUACGAUGGGAAAAAUCAAGAAAAUUCAAGAAGAAACCAAAACAAGACUCAUAGCAUUUUUUAAGAUAAAACGAUCUGUUGUUCAGUUUUUUUUUUUUUUUUUAAUCAAAGGAGGAUUUCUAGUUAAGACCAUAUUGAAGUUGUUUUAGGAUAUUUUUACAUUCCUAUUGCGUUUGAUGUUGACCUACACAAAUAGACAAUCAGUUAUCUUUGCAAUAGAGCCUUAAAGAAUUCUAGUUUUUUUAUUGUAAUAUGAUAUGGUUGCUAACCUAUUCACUAAAGAAUUUGUGAUAAAAUGUUACCUUGCCAAACAUGGUGCCAAAGUGAACAUGCGAUGUUCAUAAACUGUUUGACGUCUAGUAACGAGUAAAAAAAAUGUAUCCAUCACAGGGGUUGCUUGGUUUUUAAUUCUUUAAGCUCUAGUCUUUAUUUUUCAACAUUCCACAAGAACUCACCAGUAGAUACAACAGAUUUGCACUUCAUAACUUCAUA
Lingula anatina is the source of this 1416-nucleotide messenger RNA. RefSeq lists its product as uncharacterized. NCBI's taxonomy places the organism in Eukaryota, Metazoa, Brachiopoda, Lingulata, Lingulida, Lingulidae. The record is from RefSeq and is a predicted model, not a curated record.